Messenger RNA from Paramecium sonneborni, 1585 nucleotides. Lineage: Eukaryota; Ciliophora; Oligohymenophorea; Peniculida; Parameciidae. The record is from the annotation of a GenBank genome assembly.
AUGAGUAAAAGAAAUAAUAGCUUGGCAGAUAGAAAGAAAUCGAAAACCAAAUUAAAGACAGCAAUAUCGUAAAGAAAAUAUUCUCAUUCAUCUGAUAGUAAUUUCUAUUAAGAAUUCUAAAUUUUCUAUUUUCAAGCUUAGAACACCACUUUUACUAAGUUUGAAUACAUGAAAGAAUUUUUUAAUUUGGGUCUAGCAGAAUUUCCAAAUGACGAAGAAAUUAAUUAAAUAUAACUAGACAUUCUUACUACAAGUGGAUGGAAUUCUAAUCUAAAGAAAAAUUGGACUCUUAAUGAGAAGAAAGUCCUUAUUUGGCUUAUUGGCAAACUUAGUUAAUUAAGAAAUGAAGACCUGAGGGAUUUAUCUACUGAACUUUUUGAAGAAGUUUCUAAGAUGAUUUGUCGUAGAGAUAAAGAACAAUGUAAAUCAAAAUGGGCCUCUAUGUAAAAGGUUGCUUUAUAAUAACAACCUUUUAGACCAGAAGAAGAUAAAAAAUUAUAUGAAAUUAUUAUCCACUAUUAAUCUAUUGAUUAGGGUUAAAAAUGGAGUUUAAUUUCAUAAGAAUUAAAUCAGAAUUCUUCUGUUUAUCGCUCUAGCAAAUAAUGUAGAGAAAGAUGGUUAAAUCAUCUCAAUCCAAAAAUUUCAAAGUAUCAUUAUAUUUUUUAUAAAAAUAGAGAACCUUGGACAGACGAAGAAGAUAUAAAAUUAUUGUAAUCAGUAAAAGAAAUAGGUAGAAGAUGGGCAGAAAUUUCUAAAAUUAUGGAAGGAAGAAGAAGUGAGAAUAAUCUAAAAAAUCGAUUUAAUAGUCUAAUAAAAAGAGAAAAAGAUUUGCCAUACCUGUAAUAUUCAAAAUUCUAUUUAUAGUUAAACUUAAAAUGGUUCAAUUACAAACUUGGAAGAUUUAUUGUCAGGUUGUACUUGUCCUGAAAUAACAGAUCUACAAAGGUAAGCUUUAGAUGCAGUCUUAACGAAAUUAAAGUGGAGAAGUGCUGAAACUUAAAAUAAAAAUAAUCACAAAAAAUAAAUCGAAUUACAAGAACAAUAAAAUAAUUAAGUAAAGCCAACAUUUAAUUAGCUAACUUAGAUAAAUGUCUAAUAUACUAUAGGUAAUUUUGAGUAAGAGCUAAAUUUUCACGAAUUAACUCCUUGUUUAGUUAAUGUAAACAGAAACCUCAUUUAUUUUUGUUCUCAUGAAAUUUUAGAAUAAUUUUAUGAAUUUCAUCAAUAAAAACAACAUUUAUUUAAAGAUUAAUUUGAUAAAAUUAAGAAUGAAUUACAAAUCAUUGAUACUAGAUUCCAAAAUUUUAAAUCAACCCUUUGUAUGAUAGAAGAAAUUGAUGAUUCCUAAAGAAGUCAAUUAAACUUUUAUUCCAGUGAUGUUGAUGGUUUUUUGAAUCUUGAAACUCCAGAAACAUUUUCCAAACCUGUUUAUGCUAAUCCAAUUGAAACAAUUACUCAUUCAGCCUUAAAAUAUAUUCACAGAUGGAAAACUGAUAGUCAACUCAAUGAUAGACGUAGAAAUAGUGUAACCAUUCCAAGAUCUUUGCCAAAUUUGAUAUAAAUUUAAACAUGAAUAAGCUUCCAG